GUUGAGCAGUCUGACACCGGUGCUCAACAAUGUCGAAAACAUCCUGGUCUCCCUCACCGGGUCUGCAGGCGACUUGUUCAGCACGUUUGACAGUCCUCCCAGCCAGGUCCAGGGUGCAUUGGAAAUCCUCACGAGCCAGUUCGGCACUUUGACUUCGGGGAUGAACAGUGCACACGUUCGCCUGAACGAAGCUCACACGCCGGACUUCUCACCCAUCCAGGACUUCUUGACGAAGAUCAAGACGAUCGUUUUGCGGGUGCGGUGCCAGUGGUGGCAUCUAUCUAUUUAUUCACUCCUUGACGUUCCGCUCAGACGACGACGCUUGAUAAACAACUUCCUGACAAUACGGACGUGACAAGUUUGCGAGCGACAUUUGAAGCAUUGCAGUCCUCAUUACAGGUCAGUCGAAAGUAACCUGUUGCCGUCCAUUGCUCCUGAUUUGCUGCUCUAGACCUUGGUAACCGAGAUGUCCA
Messenger RNA from Mycena citricolor, 473 nucleotides. The record is from the annotation of a GenBank genome assembly. NCBI's taxonomy places the organism in Eukaryota, Fungi, Basidiomycota, Agaricomycetes, Agaricales, Mycenaceae.